AUGAAAAACUCUUGAGAGCAUAUUCUGCACUGCACAUCACAUUCUGAACUGGGACCAUGUGGCGGUCUGUUUUGGCUAUCUCCAGCUGGUUCCUCAGUCAUUUUUAAAAUCAGCAUUACCUACCGAAGUGUCACUGACAGUGGCUCUAGCUGGCUGAAGCCUUAUUACUCUUUAAAGAGCAAUUUGGUUGGUUGCAUGGCUAUUAGGAUUAGACAGCCAGGAUUAGAGCUGUCAGGACAACUGCUUCCUUUCCUUUUUUUGCACAGUUCUGACAUCCUUUUUCUUUUUUCCACCGGACACAAACAGUGGAUGCUGUUAAUCCAGCUCACAUUGAAAGCAGUAAGAUGUAUUCCCACUGAAAGCUGAAGUGGAGAGCGGAAAUUAUUUUGCAGAAGCAGCACUGUAGCACAUCGGCUGGCUGCUAUGUGGGUGAUGCUGGAUCAGUGAGAAAUGUGGCUUUCCUCAGGGCUAUAUCAGUGAGAUAUUACCUCAACAUCUGAAGAUGGCAAAGCAAGCCCCAGUUCUCAUUUCUCAGUGAUUAAUGACAUCUUCCAAAAGAGAAUGUAGCGCAGUGUGAGGAAAAUAAAGAUGUGAAGAGCUUGUGAAAAUAACUCUUGGAAAUGUUUUGUAGGGCAAAAAAGGGAAAUUUUUCUAUAUUUGAACUUCUUUUAUUUCUGUUCUUCCUGUUCUGUGUUCCAACUCUUGGCAAGCUGAGCAGAACCAAGGGGAGAUAUGGGAAGGGUGGAUCCCGCCUUCGUCAGGAGGAUUCCCCCCCUCGGAUAGUGGAACACCCCUCUGACCUCAUUGUCUCCAAAGGAGAGCCCGCCACUUUGAACUGCAAGGCGGAAGGCCGGCCUACCCCCACCAUCGAGUGGUAUAAGGAUGGUGAGCGGGUGGAGACCGACAAGGAUGAUCCUCGCUCCCACCGCAUGCUGCUUCCCAGCGGCUCGCUCUUCUUCCUCCGCAUCGUGCAUGGCCGACGCAGUAAACCGGACGAGGGGAGUUACGUCUGCGUGGCCAGGAACUACCUGGGGGAAGCCGUGAGUCACAAUGCAUCGCUGGAGGUGGCAUUGCUGCGGGAUGAUUUCCGACAGAACCCCACCGAUGUUGUUGUGGCUGCUGGAGAACCAGCAAUUUUGGAAUGCCAGCCCCCACGUGGUCACCCUGAACCAACCAUUUACUGGAAAAAAGACAAAGUGCGCAUUGAUGAUAAAGAAGACAGGAUCACAAUCAGAGGUGGAAAGCUGAUGAUCUCCAACACCAGAAAGAGUGAUGCAGGCAUGUACAUCUGCGUAGGGACCAACAUGGUGGGAGAAAGAGACAGUGAAACUGCACAACUAACAGUGUUUGAGCGGCCUACGUUUUUGAGGCGACCGAUUAACCAGGUGGUCCUUGAGGAAGAGGUGGUGGAGUUUCGAUGUCAGGUGCAGGGGGACCCGCAGCCCACUGUGCGUUGGAGGAAAGAUGACGCUGAUCUACCCAGAGGACGCUAUGACAUUAAAGAGGAUUACAUGCUUCGCAUAAAAAAGGCUUCCAGCAGUGAUGAAGGUACCUACACAUGUAUUGCUGAGAACCGUGUUGGAAAAGUGGAAGCUGCUGCAACCCUUACAGUCAGGGCUCCUCCUCAGUUUGUGGUCAGGCCAAGAGAUCAAAUCGUUGCACAGGGUCGAACUGCAUCCUUCCCCUGUGAAACAAAGGGAAGCCCUCAGCCGGCUGUCUUUUGGCAGAAAGAGGGAAGCCAGAAUCUACUGUUCCCAAACCAGCCCCUCCAGACAAACAGUAGAUUUUCAGUUUCCCAAAGUGGAGACCUCACAAUCUCCACUGUCCAGCGAUCAGAUGCUGGAUAUUACAUCUGCCAGGCUCUCACUGUUGCUGGCAGCAUCUUAGCAAAGGCCCAGCUGGAAGUCACUGAUGUGUUGACCGACAGGCCCCCACCCAUUAUCCGCCAAGGACCAGCUAAUCAGACGCUAGCAGUUGACAGUUUGGCUCUGCUAAAGUGCCAAGCCUUAGGUGACCCUAUUCCUACGAUCAGCUGGUUAAAGGAUGGUUUGAGUCUCCUUGGAAAAGACUCUAGGAUGUCUCUCCAGGACCGAGGAAGCCUUCAAAUUAAAAACAUACGGCUCUCAGAUUCUGGCAUCUAUACCUGUGUGGCUGCAAGUUCCAGUGGGGAAACAUCUUGGAGUGCUUUUCUUGAAGUGCGAGAAUCUGGAGGAGCUACAGUGAGCAAGAAUCAUGAUGUCAAUGAGCUUCCAGGACCCCCGUCCAAACCACAGGUCACCGACGUCACAAAGAACAGUGUCUCGUUGUCUUGGCAAACAGGCAUGACAGGCAGUUCACCUAUCACAUCCUAUGUCAUUGAAGCAUUCAGCCAAUCAGUGAGUAACAGUUGGCAGACAGUUGCUGAUCACGUGAAGAUGACCCAGUUCACUGUGAGAGGACUUAGACCAAACACAAUCUAUCUGUUCAUGGUCAGAGCCGUCAACUCACAAGGACUCAGUGACCCAAGUCCAAUAACAGAUCCAGUACGGACUCAAGAUAUCAGUCCACCAGCACAGGGAGUGGAUCACAGGCAUGUGCAGAGAGAGCUGGGGGAGGUGAUUAUACGACUGCACAACCCUGUUGUUCUUACACCGACAACCAUUCAAGUUACUUGGACAGUGGACCGGCAAUCUCAGUUUAUCCAAGGCUAUCGAGUGAUGUACAGACAGACUUCCGGCCUGUCCUCUCCUUCCAGCUGGCAGAGUACGGAUGUGAAAGUUCCAACUGAGAGGAGCACUGUGCUGUCCAACCUCAAGAAAGGCAUUGUAUACGAGAUCAAGGUUCGGCCAUAUUUCAAUGAAUUCCAGGGGAUGGACAGUGACUCCAAGACCGCUCGUACAACUGAGGAAGCCCCGAGUGCCCCUCCUCAGUCUGUCACUGUCCUGACGGUGGGGAACCACAACAGCACAAGCAUCAGCGUCUCCUGGGACCCUCCCCCUCCCGACCACCAGAAUGGAAUCAUCCAGGAGUACAAGAUUUGGUGUCUUGCCAACGAGACUCGAUUUGACAUCAACAAGACAGUAGAUGCAGCUAUUCGCUCUGUGGUUAUUGGGGGGCUCUACUCUGGGAUCCAGUAUCGUGUUGCUGUGGCAGCAAGCACCAGUGCUGGAGUGGGAGUCAAGAGCGAGCCUCAUCCAAUUAUUAUUGGGAAUUUCAAAGAUGUCAUUAUGAGUGGAGCUGGGAGCAACAACAGCAUCACUGAGCAGAUCACAGAUGUUGUCAAGCAACCUGCUUUCAUUGCAGGCAUUGGAGGUGCAUGCUGGGUCAUUCUAAUGGGCUUCAGUAUCUGGCUGUACUGGCGCAGAAAGAAAAGAAAGGGUCUCAGCAACUAUGCAGUUCAGUCCUUCACCUUCACCCCUGCAGUAACCUUUCAGCGAGGGGAUGGAGGCAUGGUGAGCAAUGGGAGCCGCCCAGGACUACUAAAUGCAAGUGACCCAGGUUACCCUUGGCUGGCUGACUCUUGGCCUGCUACAAGCAUUCCUGGCAACAAUGGGCCUAAUGACCUUGGAAACUUUAGCCGCGGAGAUGCUCUACCACUGGUGCCAAGCCAAGGGGACAAAUCCGGAACUAUGCUCUCAGACGGAGCCAUCUAUAGCAGUAUCGACUUUACCACUAAGGCCAGCUACAAUAGCCCCAGUCAGAUUCCUCAGGCCACCCCUUAUGCCACCACACAGAUCCUGCACUCCAACAGCAUCCAUGAACUUGCCGUUGACCUCCCUGACCCUCAGUGGAAGGCCUCAAUCCAGGCCAAGCAAGACCUGACAGGAUUGGGUUACUCGCUGCCAGACAAAACAUCAUGUAACAACACCCUACUUUUCAUUCCUGACUACCGAUUGGCUGAAGGAUUGUCUAAUAGAAUGCCACACAACCAGUCACAAGAUUUCAGCACCACCAGCUCUCAAAACAGCUCAGAAAGGAGUGGCAGUCUCUCAGGUGGAAAAGGAGGCAAGAAAAAGAAAAACAAAAGUGGAUCCAAACCUCAGAAGACAAAUGGAUCAAACUGGGCCAAUGUUCCUCUUCCACCUCCCCCAGUACAUCCAUUGCCUGGUACAGAACUGGACCACUAUGGCGGAGACCAUCAAGAAGGAGGGUAUGGUAAUGAUGGCUGGGGACCCCCUCUACCAGUCCAGACAUACUUGCAUCAGGGGAUGGAGGAUGAACUGGAGGAAGAAGACGAAAGAGUACCAACACCUCCAAUCCGAGGAGUGGCCUCCUCUCCCGCCAUGUCUUAUGGACAGCAGUCUACCGCAACCCUCACACCCUCGCCACGAGAGGAAAUACAGCCUAUGCUUCAGGCCCACCUGGACGAACUGACCAGGGCCUACCAGUUUGAUAUUGCAAAACAAACAUGGCAUAUGCAAGGCAACCCCCAUCCUCCCCAGGCCCCAGCACCUCCUCUUGGAUACAUUUCCAGUACCCUGGUCUCAGACCUAGAAACUGACAUUCCAGAUGAGGAAGAUGAAGAUGAAGACGAGGAUGAAGGAUAUGAAAUUGCCAGGCCACUCAGGGGUAUAGAACAUACUCCAGGCUCUAGUAUGGACAAUCUUGACAGCUCCGUGACAGGUUCAAUGGUUAAUGGAUGGGGUUCUGCUUCAGAGGAGGAACAUAACUUAUCUAGCCAUAGGUCUAGCAUAGGUAGCUCCUCUGACGACUCCAUAUUUACCAAUGGCAGCUUUGCCCAGGCGUUGGUUGCUGCAGCAGACAAAGCUGGCUUCAGGUUUGAUGGGACAAGCUUAACCAAAAAAGGUAAAGGCUACUCUUCCUCUCAGAGACCUCGGCCCGGCAGUCCGUUUUCAACAGACAGCAACACCAGUGCAGCUCACAGCCAGAACCAAAAGGCCAGGCCAACAAAGAAACACAAGGGAGGCAGACUGGACCAGGCACCCAUGCCUCACCGCAGGGAAGGCAUAGCAGACGACUUGCCUCCACCCCCAGACCCCCCUCCAUGCCAGGGAUCCCGGCUGCACUCAGGUUCAGGGCAGAGAGGAAUGGGCAUGGGCGGCUCUGCAGAGAGGACGGCCAGCUCCCUGGAGAGACAGCACGUCUCCUGCCUCGAGGAGAAGAAGAGCUCCCUGGAGCGGCAGACCAGGAUGUCUCUGGAACGGCAGAGGCAAGCCCAGGAGCGCGUCGGCUCCAUGGAGCGCAGCGAUGACAUGAGGAGACUCCACAAGCAAGCACAUGGAUCAGAAGAGGCACUGGUGCCAUACAGCAAGCCCAGCUUCCCAUCUCCAGGAGGACACAGUUCUUCAGGAACAUCUUCUUCAAAAGGAUCAACUGGACCAAGGAAAGGGGAGGUCACAAGGGGGCCUCACCAACGUAACACCACAGACCUCCCAGAUCUAGGAUACAUGGGAACAAAUGGCCAAGGACAGUACUCUGGUGAAUUAUAGUAAUUUGAAAAGGAUGCAUCGUUAGCUGCUUCUGACACCACCAGGUCUGAUCUCACCGAAGUGAUGACACCCAUUGGUGUAAUGAACUUUUUCCUUAUUUAUGUACUAUUAGAAAAAAAAGAAACUGUAAAUGUGAUGUAAAGACACACAGACACACAUAUCCCACAGUUACUCUUCUUAUGUUUUUGUCCUCUGAAACACACCUCCCACCUUAACUAUUUCUUGUCAGGAGAAAAAAAAAGAAAAUGAAAUGUAUUUAAAGACAAAUGAGAAACAAAAAAGAGCACCCUCCAAGGCAAAGGGAUUUUGUUUUUGUAAAUAAUCUUUUGUUGUUGCAUUGCUAUGCAAGAUCACUUUUUAGCUUUUUUUUCAUGAUAGUCAGUUUUUAUUGGUCAUUUGUACUAUACGUGAAUUAAUAGGCUGUGGUGCCAUAAAAUAAUUGUUUUAUUGUAUAACAUUUUUGUUAUAUGUUUAAUGUUUUGCACUGCAAUUUUUUUGGUGAUAAGCACAAAACCUUAACUCCUUGUGACAUGAAGAAAACCAGACUGAAUUUGAAGGGCGUUGUGUACUGUAAACUGUAAAAAAGGAGGUUUCUUUUGGAAAGAGCUGAAUCAUCUUCAACACUAGAAAGGAUAUUGUAUUUAAUGGGGCCUGACCUUUCUAGGAUUAAGUAGGCUUGUGACAGACAUGUGAUGGUAACAGAUAAAUCUGGUUCACUACUUAGAGUAAUCUUGGAAAAAAAAAAAAAGCUGGAAUGAUAGUACCAAAUAGGUGUUUCACUAGAGUUGGUUUAAACAGAGGGUGUUACAAUUAGUCCUGCCUGUGGCUUGUGCCUUGUAAUCCACAAAACCCCCUAUUAAAAAAAAUUAAUUGAAGACCCAAUGACAGUACAUUUCAAGGACAGUAUUCCAAAAGGGCAUAACACAAUGUUUCAGUUUCCUAUUAUGUCCUUAUAUCUUAUUAUUUGUAAUUUGCCAACUGUAUACUGAAGGCCAUAUCAUUCUGUAUCUUAUUUUAUGUACAUUUUACCUAUCUGGCACUGUUUACAUUGUCACUCCUGACAUCUACCCAUUUGUUACAUCCUUUUGCCAUGUGUCCCUCAGCUUGUCAUAAUAAAGUGAGAUUCACUGUUUCAAAUGCUGUUCUAAAGUAAUACAAAAAAAUGACUUUUUAGAAUCUAAAGUAAAUUGAUUUUCUGAAACCUUGAAUAUCCGAAAACAAGACUGUUUGAAGCUUUAAAGGAAAUUUGGUUUUACAUUUGUCACCAGUAGAAUAUUUUAUUCGCUGCAGCAGUAGAAUCACCAUUCACUUUACAAAUUAAAAUUGGAACUGAUGCUAUGAACAAAGAAAGAUGAUAAGGUACAAGCCCAGAAUAAUUAAAUAUUUUACCACUAGCUUUAUGUUCCCAUGGUUAUCUUAGGAAAUUACAAAUAAAGUGUAUCAAUUAGCCUUGUGGCUUAAGUUAAAGAUGCAUGAUAUUUUCUAAUAGUGUAACAGAUCAGUAUCCAGCUCAGAUAGUAUCUCUUGAUUUUAAAGUUCUGGUGCUAUUUCUCUCUCUCUCUCUCUCUCUCUCUCUCUCUCUCUCUCUCUCUCUCUCUCUCUCUCUCUCUCUCUCUCUCUCUCUCUCACAUUUGGUUUUAAAUAAUACAUUAAAAUAUUUAGACAUUUAUAAAAACAUAAACAAGUUCAUAAUUUUACAAUAACUACUGUAGAUAUUUUGUCCUUAAAAAAAAAACAUGGUGCACCUUUAACAUAGUGUAAUUGUGAGGAAAUAUAUUUAGCUGAAAAAAAACAACAACAAAAAAAUGAAUGUCUAUUGACUGUUCCUUUACACACACAAUAAAAUAUUUAUACAGGUCUAUAACACCUAAAUGACUGUUUACCCUUUGCUCAGAUUGUAUGCAUGUUUUGUAAUAUUUAAUAAAUUAUACACAGUAUGUUAAACUUGGAAAAACAUUUUAACAUUGUGGAAAGCUAAUCACAUAGCCUUGUUUAAACGAAAAAGUGUUCAUGUAUGUCCUUUGAAAUAUAUGUGAGCAGAAAGUGCAUUGUUUCAAAACUGGGUGCCUCAACCUUAAUUCCACUGGAGUAUUUUGAGUGCAUAGUAGUAAUUGUACAAGCUGUAUUUGUCUAAAGAACUGUUCCUGUGGCUAAAAGUAAAGCACGUAAUAGCAAUUGAUUGGUGCUAUUCUUUAAUGAAGCCCACCACACCCCAUAGUCUUGCACUGAAAAAGGUUGCUAAAUGGAGACUUGCUGCAUUAGUAUGGAGGUUAGGCUGCUCUUAGUGAAACACCAUCUGCUCAGUGUGACUAAAUACAAAAUUUGAAAAAAAAAUUGGGAAGUCCAAAUAAAAUGGUGUCAGUAUUAGGUUUUGACCUAGUUCUAGUAUGUUUACCUGCCUGCUUGUAGUAUACAUUGGACUGUGUAAGUGAUCAAUUGUGUAACAUUGUAUUCAUGCCAUCACAAGGUAAGGCUCAGCUGUUUUUAUCACACUGGGGUUGUACUACUGUUUCCAGCUUCUGUCAGGCAGCAUCUAUGGAGCCAGAUCGCAACCUUUUCAUGUCGGUUGUGUAUUUACCUUCUUUCUUAACAAGAAGCCAAUCUGUCUUAGAAUACUAAUGUCUAACAGCUAUAUUCAGAAACAUUGAGUGUUAGUGCUUUCUCAAUAUCAGCAAUCAUUAACUUGGCACACAAGUGAGCACUAACACUCAAGUGUUUCUUAAUAUGGGUAUAAGACAGUUCAAAUCAAAACCACAUAAUUCCCAGGCCCAGUAACCAGGACAUUCUUGGGUAAAAUAUGAAUGUUUAGAUCAAAAGCUCAGUUUGGCUGGAUAUGUCUCUUUGAAAAAUGCAGUAUGUACUGAUACUGAUGCUUUGAUACCUCUUAGGAUCCCAAUUGUCCUACCCUUCAUAUGAAUUCAGCAAUAUUUAUUGAUUUCAAUGUAUUUCAGCCCAUCCCACCAAAAGUCUUAUUUGACCUUAGCUAAGUAUUAAGACUAUACUACAAAGAAAAUAAAAUAUUUUACUUAAAAUGACUCUGGUAGCCUAUUGGGCUACUAUAGAAAUGUGUGUAUACAUUUUGUGCAUACAUAUUUAUUUAGCCAUUACUAUGGCUGUAGUGAAUAUGAACACUAACACAAGACAUCGAAGCCAAGUAAAAGUGACUGCAUCACGACACUUAAUUGUCCAUUUUAUGAUUGUUUCUGUCAAUUACUUUUUUUUUAUUACCACAGAAUUAUUUAAAGCAAACACAAGUUUAAAUGCAUGUCUAUAGUAGUGAAAUAUGACAAAAGCACUUGAACAUAAUGUGUAAACCUUCUGUUGGGGAAAAUAUAUAUAUAUAUAUAUAUAUAUAUAUAUAUAUAUAUAUAUAUAUAUAUACACACCUACAGUUAAUUAAAGAGAUGAGAUGCAGCAGUUAUCUCCAGUUGUUUUAGCAGUCAAUUAUAAACUCAGUGGUUGUUGCUGCUUUUAUUUUUAUCUUAUAACACUCUCUUGGAUUCACUAGCAGUGGCUUUUAAGUUCAGAUUUAUAUUACAAAGUGGAGAUAAAGAAAAUAUUGUGGGAGACAAAGGCUGAUGAAUUGAACAAAUAUCUGUAGCACCCUUGUUACAAAAUGUUUUUUUUGUUUGUUUGUUUUUUAAAUCACAGCAUUGUUUGUUUUCUAUUUAUUAAACGUUAUACUGUGAUAUAUGAUAGAUGUUAAAUAUACAUUUGUGUAAUGUAAACUGGGUUAGCCAACAGAGAAACAAGAAGAUGUCAGAGGGAUGUUAGCAAUUUACUGAAGGAGUUUCAGCAUUUGUUCUGUUCAUUUGAAAAACAAAACAUUCAAGAGCCUCAAAGGAGCUUCACAUUGUGUACUGCAUUUUAACCAUUAGCUUUCUUUGGUUUUGAAGAUAUAUUUUAUAUGAACUUUAAAAUUGCCCCCCACCACCCCUAAUACUUUGCCUGACAAGACAAUAGGAAAGUGUUCUGCUUGUAAGGAUAAGAGUUCAAUGGCUUUCUCUCUCAUUUGUUUAUUUCAUACAGUAAUGUUGGUUCUUUGUAGUCAUUCUGUGUGUUGACUUUUUGCUAAAAGAAAAAAAAAGAAAAUGUGUUUCUCUGUACAGUACUGGAAAAGGAUGGAAACAUCCUAUAGCUGUGUUGCAGUCUUUACAUUUUGUUCUUUCUUCUGUACUCACUUGCAUGUGUUUGUCUAAGAAAACUUUUACAAAUUUAGUUCUCAUGUUCUGUACAAUAACUCCAUUCUCCUUGUACCUGGAUCACUAGCAACAAAUAAAAUAUUUUUGAAAAAUG
Molecule: messenger RNA, 9725 nt
Organism: Acipenser ruthenus (sterlet)
Lineage: Eukaryota; Metazoa; Chordata; Actinopteri; Acipenseriformes; Acipenseridae
Product: roundabout homolog 2
Exons: 30
Coding region: 621-5429 (1602 amino acids)
Cellular component (GO): neuron projection
Molecular function (GO): protein binding
Source: RefSeq, a predicted model, not a curated record